CGCCCGUGUGUGUUCCAGCUGAAUUUAGUCGUGAGUGACAUCUAACGGCUAGUCACUGAUAUUAUAACAUAGACGUGACAACACAUGACAAUCCUAUGCUUGAUACUGCGACCCAUCCCACGCCAGGCCUUUUCAGACAGCUGACACAGAGCGAAUCAUCAACCCAAUCUGAUGUGCACGGCUUACACACAAAUGGAAAAAUUAUGUGCGAAUUUAACCUGUCUUUCUGCAAACAGAACUGACCAGAUAUCGGCAAAUUACUCGGAUUAUUCGUUCGCUCAAUGUGUGUACUGAGGAAAUAAAAGGAACGCGUCGUAAACAAUGCGUCAAAUUGAACUUUUUAAGCUGACAGUUAACUUGCUUUCCGCACUAUCUAUAGUGAGUCUUUUGGUCCUAUCUAUCCCAACAUGCCAUUCGCGCUUUUCUUCGUUGGAUAAUGAAGCGGCUUUGUAUGUGGACAAACCUGGCGCCUCACAAACCCCGUUGUAUGCCACCACAAAGGAUCGAUCGUCUUCCAAACAACAAAAGCAGAAUGUCGGUUCCGCAGAUCAAAGUGGUAUGUUGCAUGGAUGUCGAUGGAGCUACACCAGUAAUCAAGCGGACAUAACUCGCCGACAUCAGCGCACACUUUCAAACGUUGCUUCUGAGCUGGAUUCCAAACAAGGUUCAACGCACCUUUCGAAUUUGCUCGGUCCCGCGUACCUUACAAGAGAGCGAAGAAGAAUUAUGCAUUACCUUCAACACAGGGUCGAUAGAUCAAUCUCACCCGAUAGUCUCCUACUGCACCCGUGUAAUGAGGUCGCCAGGAAAUACGUUGAAGAGACAGGUACAUCGCUGCUGCAGUCAUCGUCUCCAUGGCCACGUUCCAGAAAAUCGCGUGAUGUACGGGAAAACAGACUUGUGAAAACGGUAUUUGAACCAGAUCUUCAUGCAUCGAGUUCAGGCAUGUUUUCCAGCCAUUUGCUCUGGCAUGGCGACCAGAGGCAAUGGUUGAGCCCUGGUAGAGUACGAGAAAUACUCACCUUCAUCUCACGUUUUGUGCAACGUUACAAAGCUUCGUUUGACCCAACACAGCUCUACAUCGCCCUCUAUGAGUGGGAACUUGAAGAGUCGAGAAAAGAGUUUCUGUCUCAGCGAGAGCAAAGUGCACGUGGAAGGCAAUGGAAAAGAGAGAGGACUCGUCUCCGAGAGUACAAUCGUAAUUUGCGCCACUUCGCUUCAAUGAGAACCAAGGAACGCGCAAUGCAACUCAGCAAAGCGCGAAAUUACGAUGAUUUUCACCAUAUUCUCUUCGGAGAAUCUUCCACACAUGAUCUCAGUCAACGAAAGCACGACAACCAUGCCCGGGUAUUCGCCGAGCCCUUCUAUCGUUCAAAAUUGCGACGCGCCUCUUCUGACCAACCCAGAGUUUUUUCAUCUUCGUCCAGUGCCCUUCAUUUCCCUGAUGGUGCAGGUGGGGGCGUCUUCGUCAAGACACCCAGAUAUAUACGAGAAAUUGCGAUUAAUGACGACCCGGAUACAGGUCUCCUUAAGUCAUCGCAGCGAGAUCAUGAUUCCACAGUUGGCGAAUUUUCUUCGCAGGAUGUAGUUGACGAAGAGCCAAAACAUACCGAAGCCGUGUUACGCAGUGCGUUCGACAGCUACCAAGAAUUUAAGCGAACUGCUUGUCAACCUCGAAAUCAGACCGUGUGUGGGUAUAGCUUAUUGGAGUUGUCCCAACAUUACACAAACUUGCUCAUUCCACACGGAUUUCUCAUUCAACGCUGCGGGGAUCAGAUACCUAGGGGUACUUGCAGCACGCACCAUUACUUGCGCAGUGGGGCAGCGGAAGCAGAUCAACUUGACUCGACAGAAUAUGCCAUAGAGGUGGAAAAACAGCGGUCGUGCAACUGUGAUAUUCCAGAAGAGGACUGUUUGCCUAUUGAGGUCGCUCUGAAGACUCAACCUGUCGUUAUCAUACAGAACCAGUCCCCGAAGACAGUCAAGCACUAUACAGAACUUGUUCUUCUCACAAAUCACAUUUCUUGUGGCUGUCGGCCAAGGUGUCUAAAUCGGAUAUGUGUCCCACCCUUGCGUUUUGUGAUGCAAACCGCCUCCGACUGCACUUGUGUAUGCGCCCCUGGGGAUAAUCGAUGUCUGGAACUGCUAAAAGGAAAGCAAGCCUUUACAGAAACAGAGAUCCCAAUGCCCCUAAACGGAUCUUUCAUACUUCCGCCAUGUCUAUACGGUGCAAUGGACGAAACGAGUUUGUACCACCGGAGAUGUCCCCCGAAACCGACUUUAUCUGCUGUUCCGUCAUUGUAGCCCCAACACAAAGUUAUGGUGAUGAGGAAAGAGGUCCACCUAAUUGGAGAAUCAUCAUAUGUUUCGUUUCAACAUGAUAUUUUUGUACAAUUUUUCGACAUUUUUUCCAAUUGCAUUUAAACAUAAUUUGGAAUGAAGAAACGCGCCAAUGCACAAAGUGUGUUUGUGUGUAGUCAGGAGUAAGUAUGAAUCUGACUAUUACCCAUCAAUAGAUGCAAACGAACUGUUGUUGCUCGAAUUGUACAUAAAUAAGAACAAAUAUACGAUUAUGGAAUG
Molecule: messenger RNA, 2580 nt
Organism: Dicrocoelium dendriticum
Lineage: Eukaryota; Metazoa; Platyhelminthes; Trematoda; Plagiorchiida; Dicrocoeliidae
Source: the annotation of a GenBank genome assembly